Candoia aspera is the source of this 698-nucleotide messenger RNA. RefSeq names its product ciliary microtubule inner protein 2C (gene CIMIP2C). The transcript is spliced from 4 exons. NCBI's taxonomy places the organism in Eukaryota, Metazoa, Chordata, Lepidosauria, Squamata, Candoiidae. The coding region runs from base 37 to 642 and encodes 201 amino acids. The record is from RefSeq and is a predicted model, not a curated record.
UUUGGUUCGUCCCCCGCCGCUGAAGGCAUCGCAGCUAUGGCCUCACGCAGCGCUGGGACGCUCCUCACUCAAAACAACGCAGUCUAUGUGCCGCCGGGGCUCAUGCCUGGGUACCGUGGCCAUGUCCCUAACAUAGCCUUUUCCUUUGGUGACACCUAUGGAAAUACCACCAUGAAAUAUUUCCAAGAUUUCCGAAGUGCUGCCAUGGAAACCAGCUUUAGUCCGUACAGCAAAGGGGGCCAGUUCCCAACCCUUUUCUCGCGUGACCCAUCUCUUGUGAUUGGGGCAAGGGCAAGAGGCUGGGAUCGAUGGCUACAUACCCCUAAUUACUCCCGUUUCAAUUUGGAUAUGAACCGCUCAGAAGAAUUGCAAGAGUUCUACAAACUUUCUCAGAUGCAUCGUGAAAAUUACAGAGAUAAGACGGGGACAGUGCACCUGGUACCAUGCUUUGUGCUGCCUAUGAAAGAGAAAGACAAGUACCCUCAUCCUCUUGAUCUCCCACCACUGAGUGCCAAAUCAAUGUGGCAUCUCCAUCGCAUCUCGCCAAACAAUCUACGGACAUACCAGACUUUCCCCUCAGGAAAGAGAGUAAGUUCACAGGAGAGAGCAGUCCGAGACAGCUUUUUUGAGUUCAGAGCCUGAGUGAAGAAUGCUUCCAUUACUGUACAGCCCUUGAGAGGAAAGUCAGAGCCUGGGAG